UUCGUGCCUUCAUUAACAAAAUGAGGUUUCAACUUGUUUUGAAUGUAGCCACAUAGGUUGUUUAUCAUACACUUUGCAUUUUUGACACUUGUGAUGGCUUCCAUGAGCCGUUUUCCUUCCAAUUUCGGAAGAUAAGAAAUUUUACGGCAAACAAAACCCAAUUUGGAGGUGAAAAGAUAAACAACAAAAACUAUAUAAAGUGAUGUUUUGUUUGUCUUGUUUUUCAUCCAUAAAAAGAAGCCCCAUUCCUCUAAACUUAGCAUUUCUCUUCAUCUUCUAGCUCUUUACUCCAAAUUCUAAGAAAGAAAGACACAGACAAAACCAGAUUUUACCAACCGAAACUCAGAAAUGGAGAAUAGCAACAAUAAUGAUCAUAAUCAUUAUUCAAAUUCAGAUAAUGAUCCUAAAGCUCCACUUCUACCUUUACAGGAACCCACUCAAACAUCAGAGAAUUCAUACAAUUCUAACAUCAAGAUAAUUUUCACAGUCAAGAAUUUGCUUAUUCUUUUAGGACCUUUGUUAUGUAUGAUUGUUUGUUUAUGUGUUCAGUUUGAAGGACCAAAAACUAGCAGAGAUAUGUUGGCUGUUCUUGUGUGGAUUUUUUGGUGGUGGUUAACGGAAGCUAUACCCAUGCCCAUAACUUCCAUGGCUCCUUUGUUUCUUUUUCCAAUAUUUGGCAUCGCUUCUGCUGACGACGUCGCUAAAACUUACAUGAAUGAUGUCGUGGCACUAGUGCUCGGUAGUUUUAUACUUGCCCUUGCCGUCGAACACUAUGAUAUUCAUAAGAGACUGGCCCUGAACAUAACCUUGAUGUUCUGCGGAGAUCCACUGAAUCCACCAUUGUUACUUCUCGGAAUAUGUGGAACCACAGCAUUUGUAAGUAUGUGGAUGCACAACACCGCCGCGGCGGUGAUCAUGAUGCCGGUGGCAACGGGAAUCUUACACCGAUUCCCAGCCAGUUCAGGCAGAUCAGACCCAGUUAGUAAUUUCAGCAAGGCAGUAGUACUGGGAGUUAUAUACUCAGCUGGAAUAGGUGGUAUGAGUACACUAACCGGUACCGGCGUGAAUCUAAUAUUGGUCGGAAUGUGGAAGAGUUAUUUCCCUGACGCUGAACAAAUUGGCUUUGCUACUUGGUCGUUCUUUGGGGUGCCUUUAGCACUUUCAAUUUUCAUAGCUAUGUGGGGAAUUCUUUGUUUGUUUUACUGCACAAAAGCUUCGGGGAGUGCUCUUUCAGAGUAUUUGGAUAAAACGCUUUUGAAAAGAGAACUUGAAGCGCUUGGUCCAAUGUGCUUUGCGGAAAAGAUGGUGUUGUCAGUAUUUUCGGUACUUAUAGCUCUAUGGAUGACAAGAAGCUUAACAGAUGAUAUUCCUGGCUGGGGUGAUUUAUUUCAAGGGCGUGUGGGUGAUGGAACUGUUAGUGUGAUGAUGGCAACAUUGUUAUUCAUAAUACCUAGCAAGAAAGGGAAAGGAGAGAAAUUGAUGGAUUGGAACAAAUGCAAGAAACUACCAUGGAACAUUGUUCUAUUACUAGGAGCUGGGUUUGCCAUUGCUGACGGAGUCCGAAGAAGUGGCCUCGCACAAAUCUUAUCUUCCUAUCUCGAUUUCCUGGAGAACAUUCCAUACCUUGCUGUCGCUCCAGCUGUUUGUCUUAUAAGUGGGUUCAUUACAGAAUUCACGUCGAACAACGCCACUACUACACUAGUUGUUCCGCUUCUUAUACAAGUUGCAGAAACAAUGGAUAUGCAUCCAUUGACUCUUAUGAUUCCUGGUGCCAUCGGAGCUCAAUUUGCUUUCUUAUUGCCUACAAGUACUCCUUCAAAUAUAGUUGGAUUUUCAACUGGACGUAUUGACAUUAAAGAUAUGAUCAAGGUCGGAAUACCUCUCAAAAUCAUUGGCAUUGGGGCUAUGACUAUCUUGAUGCCUACGCUAGGAGCUCUGGUUUUCCAAACCAAUGGACCAAUACCAUCCCCUGGAAUCCUGGACUCUUCCAUACAUUCAAGAGCGUAGCCAGAGAUGAUCAAUUCUGCUUUUACUUUUUAUUUUUCCUGCAAGUGGAAAAAUUCCAUUUGCCGCGGCGCAUACUGCCGCUUCUUUUCCCUUAUUCUUGUUUUACACAGUUACAGAAUAUAAGUCAGUAUAGCACCUUGUAUAUGUUCUUAUUUGUAUCACUUCUGUCUUAUGUAAUGAAAAAGGUUUCUAGGAAAUUUUAAAACCUAUGAAAAUUUAAUUUUCUCAAA
Messenger RNA from Papaver somniferum (opium poppy), 2237 nucleotides. Its product is annotated as tonoplast dicarboxylate transporter-like. The transcript is spliced from 6 exons. Gene Ontology annotation, molecular function: transmembrane transporter activity. Gene Ontology annotation, biological process: monoatomic anion transmembrane transport. Lineage: Eukaryota; Viridiplantae; Streptophyta; Magnoliopsida; Ranunculales; Papaveraceae. Bases 349 to 2007 code for a protein of 552 amino acids. The record is from RefSeq and is a predicted model, not a curated record. Gene Ontology annotation, cellular component: membrane.